AUGACAACCCAGGCUGUGGAACUAUACCGGCUACGCUUUCGAUUCUCACCACCGCCGUUCAUUUCCCAUGCAGAAAGCCGCGUCAAGCUGCAUGUUGAAGUGAUAAACGAGUGUGGCCAGGGUAUAAGCGCCAUCACAGCGCACCCAAAUACACCACUUGUCCAAGGAUGGGUCAUAGGCGUCCGACCGUGCGACCCGGUCACGUUUGUCCCAAUGUCCAUCGCUGAAUCCGCCGUUGUCAUGGCACCUCAUCAACGCCACGCCACCAUCUACGUUUCUCUUCCAAAAUCCUGUUCGCCCUUGCGAUUCCAUGCGCAGCUGCACUCCAAUAAUGCGACCUCUGCACAUGCCACCAUGUCGUUGCAAUCCUUCACGUGUGGUGCUAGUAUGGGUACCCAUGGGCAUGUACUGGUCCUUCCAGUAUGGUCCAACACCAUUGUGCGAACUCAUCCUUCGUCUAACGAUACGUCAGCGUCCGUAGCAACAUGCCUCCGACGGUUCUCCAUCCAACGACCUACCGACCAAGUUCCAAGUCUCGUCACGGUGGAAGAGCGGUAUGGUGAUGCCAUGGCAUCCCACGUAUGGGACGCGGGCAUCUGCUUGAGCUACUUUUUGCAAACGUACCAUCUGCCCCAACUCAGCCAACCACUACAUGCCAUGGAGAUUGCAUCUGGAAGUGGGCUGCUUGGCCUUGUACUAGCCACUCUGCUUCCUCCGCACUCGACCUUGGUGCUCACAGACAAACCCUCCAAUCUCGACCUCCUUGGCUACAACGUCCGGCAGCAUCAGUCGACACGCCCAUCCCCACCCUGCUCUGUCGCUGUAUGUAGCUUGGAAUGGGGUAACGCGGUCCACUUAGAAGCCCUCCUUGCACCACACAAUCCACCACAUCUCUUACUCCUCGCCGACGUCCUCUACAACUGGGCCGCCCACCCCCAGCUUUGGGCUACGGUCGCAGCCAUUGCCACUCCGCUAACUACAAUCUUCUUGGCGCAUAAAGACCGGGCGGCCACCUCCACGGCAGCGCUCCGCCAUCUCCACGUCCACGGCACAUGUCCUUCCUGUUCAUUAUUCUCUACGAUUCCAUCGACUUGCGGGUGGCAGCAGGGGCUAUGGAAGCUGGAGCUCCGAGCGUCAUUUGGGUCGACAGAUAUCUUCCAGCUGGUGAUUCAGCAUCAUCUCAGUACAUAA
Messenger RNA from Aphanomyces astaci, 1191 nucleotides. RefSeq lists its product as hypothetical. Bases 1 to 1191 code for a protein of 396 amino acids. Lineage: Eukaryota; Oomycota; Saprolegniomycetes; Saprolegniales; Verrucalvaceae. Gene Ontology annotation, biological process: peptidyl-lysine methylation. The record is from RefSeq and is a predicted model, not a curated record. Gene Ontology annotation, molecular function: protein-lysine N-methyltransferase activity. Gene Ontology annotation, cellular component: cytoplasm. The transcript has a single exon.